Molecule: messenger RNA, 1647 nt
Organism: Colletotrichum karsti
Lineage: Eukaryota; Fungi; Ascomycota; Sordariomycetes; Glomerellales; Glomerellaceae
Product: QDE-2-interacting protein
Exons: 4
Coding region: 1-1647 (548 amino acids)
Cellular component (GO): nucleus
Molecular function (GO): nucleic acid binding
Source: RefSeq, a predicted model, not a curated record
AUGAACAGCGAAUUUAUCACCAACGAGCCCCUCCGGGAUCUCGACUUGACCUCAGACCAGCUGAUCGAUCUUAUGAAGGAGAUUCUGGGCGAGGGAUUCCGCUUCGAGAAACCUGUCUACCCCACUGACGCUGAGGUUAUUAACGGCGUUAUCGAUCGCAUCACCCUCGAUCCCCUCGCACUCGAUCGCCAGAACGCAGCUAUCAAGGCAGCCAAACAGGGCAAGGACCCUAGAGCGGCGGCUUCAUCUGGCAAGACCGACCAUUCGCGCCCGGUCUAUGUUCCUUCUCAAUCUGCGAAGCUGUCAACCGACGAGUACAACAACCUCAUCAUGAAGACCUUCCCGAAGUACGAGACGAUGAAGGCGGGCGACUGGUCCGGAGAGAACGAAAAGUUCGUGGCUUGGGACCUGAUCAAGCGGUACCCCAUGAACUACAUUGGAAAGACCAACCGGCCCAAGUGCAUGCCGUUCUUCAAGAACAUGACCGACGAGUUCACCUGGGACUUCUUCUACGUCUACCAUCCCAAGGCCCUCGAUCAGGCCCCGUUCAUCUUCGUCCCCACCGAGCAGCUCGAGCACUUCCUCGACAUCAUCAACGCCUCCGUCCAGACAAAGCUGACCGUUCCUCCUGGCAAGCCCAGCGAGAAAUUCAACCUCGUCUUCGGCUCCACCUGCACCAUCCGUCCCAAGUACGUUGGCCGUUCUUCCACUCACAACGAGUAUAAGGCACUCCAAGACGCGAUUCCUCCUCCCACCGAAGAGGACUCUUGCGGGGAUGCGACCGUUCACGGCAUGGAAUUCCUCCUGGCCAACCUCAGCGCUCACAGCAAGGACGACCAGGUCAAGAGCAAGAACAAGAAGAGAAAGCAAGAGAAGGUGCAGAAUCGCGACGAGUCGGUCUAUGAUGCCCAGCUGUACCUUGGCCUUCGCCCGCUGGCUAGCGUCGUUGAGGAAAAGGACAAGAAGGUUGUGCUUGAGGAACCGGUUCCCCAUGCGCUCAACAAGGACGUCAUUUUCAUGUGCAUCGACAUCGAAGUCGCUGAAGAGCAUCAUGGCACCAUCUUGGAGGUCGGCAUGUCCACCCUUAACACCAGAGACAUUGCCGGAAUUGCGCCUGGUGAGACUGGUCGCAACUGGUUCCCUUACAUCAAGAGCCGCCACCUCAUCACGAACGACUACAAGUACAUGCGGAACAAGAAGUACAUCAAGGGCUGCCCCGAGCUCUUCGACUUUGGUGAGAGCGAGUAUCCCCCGGUCACUGAGCUCCGAGCGAACAUUCUAGCCGCCUUCGACGAGCUUUCCGAAUCUGGUGUCGCUGAUAAGGAGAAGGGCUUCCGCAACAUCGUCCUCGUCGGCCACGACAUCAACUCCGACCUCACCUACAUGGCCGGCAUGGACGUGCACCCCUGGACCGUCGGCGGCAUGAUGCGCUGCCUCGACACCAAGGACAUGCACCAGGCCUGGCGCAAGGGUGAGCAGGGUCGCGGCCUCGGCUUCGUGCUGCAGGAUCUCGAGAUUCCGUCCAAGAACCUACACAACGCGGGCAACGACGCCGCGUACACCAUGCGUGCCCUACUCGGUCUUGCUGUCCGCGCUAAGAUGGAUGAGCAGGAGGGCAGUGCUGAGAACAAAGUGAUUGCUUCUUGA